Aspergillus glaucus CBS 516.65 is the source of this 1187-nucleotide messenger RNA. RefSeq lists its product as uncharacterized. Gene Ontology annotation, molecular function: heme binding; oxidoreductase activity, acting on paired donors, with incorporation or reduction of molecular oxygen; iron ion binding. The record is from RefSeq and is a predicted model, not a curated record. The transcript has a single exon. Bases 63 to 1061 code for a protein of 332 amino acids. Lineage: Eukaryota; Fungi; Ascomycota; Eurotiomycetes; Eurotiales; Aspergillaceae.
AUGAUUUGCUGCUUAAUCCUGAAAACUUCAAGACGCAUUUCGAGCGGUAUGCGUCGAGCAUUAUGUAUUUAUUGCUGUUCGGCAAGAGGAUUGUCCAUCCAGAUGCCAGCGAAAAACAAGAAGUUGACGGAUUUCUACGUCUUUUUGUCGGGGCAAAUGGGCUCUCGGAUUCUCUGCUCGAUAUUUUCCCCUUUCUAAACAGCCUUCCCGAACCGUUUGCACCGUGGAAAGCUACAGGGAAGAGGGUCAAUCAGGAAAUGAAAAGAAUUAUCAGCACCUCACUGGAACAACGACGGGGAUGGAACUGGUCUGAAGAAAUCAUACAUCGCCAAGAAGCUUCGAACCUGCCACCCGGUGGAUUGCAAUGUCUUCUUCUCGAACUCUACCUCGCCAGUUCAAUGACAGUAUAUAUCAUCCUCCAGUUCCUCAUCAAAGCCUGUGCACUACAUCCAGAGGCACUGAAGCAAAUGCAAACCGAGCUCGAUACUGUUGUUGGUGACCAGAGACUCCCAACCUUCGAUGACGAGAAGAACCUACCGUACCUAAAAGGCUUCAUCAACGAAGUACUUCGCUACUACCCCCUUGUCACUAUGGGUGUGCCUCGCACCACGACACAGCCUGAUGAAUACAUGGGAUACCGAAUUCCGAAGGGAUCCAUCGUCGUGGCCAAUAACUGGGGUCUUGACAGAGAUGAAGAGCGACAUGACCGCCCUGAUGAAUUCCGGCCUGAGCGGUGGAUUGAGAGACCUGGUUCGCGCGUGGCUGUAUUCGGAUUCGGUCGCAGGGCUUGCUCAGGCGAGCGUUUAGGGCGUGCUUCAUUGUUCAUCGUUCUCGCUAGGUGUCUUUGGGGCUACGAUAUUGUUCCUCGUCCCAACCUCGAUGAUACACAACAGCUGGAGAGUGGCAAUGCAGUCUUUAGUGUCCCCGUGGUAAAUGCUGGGUUUCGCCUUCGAAGUCCUGAGCGCCGCGAGAUCAUGGAGAAGGAGUGGUUGGUGGCUGAGAAGGACGAGGGCAAAAUUAUGGCAGAUCUCGAAGCGAGCGUGAGCCGGCGGCCUGCUUAAAAAUUUAUUAUGGCUUUGCAAUGUUAUUCCUUAUUCGUUAUUGUAUCUUUGCUUGUGGGAAUUGGAGGUAAAAUGGCUGUAUUUAGAGAAGGUAGAGCAAAAAUCACAGGAUCUAGAUACUUCCGC